Lingula anatina is the source of this 1794-nucleotide messenger RNA. Its product is annotated as ankyrin-1-like. The record is from RefSeq and is a predicted model, not a curated record. NCBI's taxonomy places the organism in Eukaryota, Metazoa, Brachiopoda, Lingulata, Lingulida, Lingulidae.
AUGGCAAUGCUAGGUGUAGAUGAUAUACAAGCUGAAGAAACGGAAGAUAUUUCGAAGAUACCUGAUCCGUUACGUCGACUGUAUGCACUCAUCGCACGGCCUAAGAUUGUAUACCAGCUAGAUAGUACUGCCCGCCAGGUGGACAGAAACAAAGUACUUGAGUACAGGAAUGAAAAUGGAUUUAAUGUUCUACAUGCCGCAGCGUUUCACAAUAACGUGAAUGCAGUUGUCACAAUAUUCAGACAUUUUGAUUGGGCAACACUUUCCACGCAGGUCACAAGCGGCACUCACCCUGAUGAGCUGGAAGGUUGUACUGCCAAAGAGAUAGCUGUAAAGAAGCAUCACAAGGGCGUAGAAAACCAAAUUGAUUCACAGGAAGAAAGUGAAACCGAAAUGAAACCAAUUCACAAGGUCGUUAGGAGUCAACGUAUUGAUGAAUUAAAAGAUCUCUGCAGUCGUGACCAUACUAUGGUUAAUAUAGCUGGGCCUAGCAAUUUUACACCACUGCACGUUGCUGCCGGUGUAGGAUUCCUAGAUGGCGUGAAGCUGCUUCUCAAAAUGGGUGCAGACCUGAAUGCUGUCACAGAGUAUGGUGAAACAGCCUUGGGUCGUGCCAGCAGGAUGGGAUACGAUGACGUGGUGGAGUACCUCACUGAUCUACCGAAUAUCGACAUCAAGAAAAAUGUGUAUUCAGAUUUGGCAGGCGCAUCAUGUCUUGAUGUGGCAGCGUUAGGUAACUUCAGAGGCAUAUACGACAGGCUGCAGCGCCAUGGUUUACCUGUGACUAUCAAUACCCUGGUGUGUGCCGCACAGGGGGGUCACGUCGAGUUAGUGAAUGAAAUAGCAGCAAUGGACGGAAUCGAUGUCAAUUAUCAGAACAAGCAAGGGAACACCGCUUUGCAUUUAGCAUCUAGGGAUGGUCAUGUAGAUGUGGUUAAGUGUUUGAUAGAUGGACAUAAGGUGGACCCAACUAUUCUAAAUGACAGAGGAGAAAAUUCAGCACACCUGGCAUCAAGCAGUGGACAGGUGCACUGUUUGGAUGCCAUUCUGAGAACACAUACUGGAUUGAUGAACAAACGAGGUAAUCUCUACGAAGUGAGGCAGAUUUAUUUAGUCCGCGGUAAUGAUAGAGAAAGACCUGUCUGGCAUUAUGUUCUGGUCAAGAGGAAGCUCCUUUCGGUUUUUAUAGUGAAAACAAGUGGAGGAAGUUUAGAUGUGGCAGAUUACGGGGAGGUGUUGCACUCAGGAUGGGGAAAAGAUCCCCCUGAUGACGUUAGAAAGAGGUUCCAAGAGACGUAUCAAACGUGCGCAGAUUCCGCUAUAGAGGAUCUAACCCCGCUCCACCACGCCGUUCUAGAACAACACCCCGCUGCGGUGGAGAAACUUCUGGAGCUUGGAGCUGACACAGACGUCCGCGAUGCGUACAAACUGACGCCGCUGCACUUGGCCUGUAUGCGAGGUAACAGAAAAAUUGUGAAACUACUGGUGGAAGCAGGGGCGGACACCAAGGCGGCAGACGACGAUGGUGACACCCCACUGGACGUGGCAAAACUCAACCACCAUGAUCACACUGUUGCUUUCUUGGAGAAGACUGAUAUAGUGAAAUUCGUUAGAGAUAACAUUCAAAAACCAGUCAAGAAAAUGGAGCAUUUAAUGGAAAAUAGUCUUGACUCUGAUAUUACAGUUGAUGCCUUGAAGACACAGUUUCACGACAUAAAUAAAUGUUUCUCUCCCACGCUCUUCUUUUUGAAUGACCCAAGGGAACUUUGGUCACUGUUUCAGUUCUACAAUUGA